GUUCUGUAUAGUUCACUCCCUCAUUCUUCUUUCUAAAGUACCCUUCAACAAUUUAUAAAAUCCCCGGGAACUCCCAACUUCCCUGUGGUCCGCCAUUGAAGAUCUCUGCUUCUUCAAUUUCUCUUCUACAUUGCAGAGUUCACAACCAUUGGAUUUCUCUCUCUGAUUUGCAAUUCAGUUUCCUUUUAAUCUUCCAUUACCAUUUUUUCUGUCAGACUCCAAUUUUUUUUUUUUUUUUGACAAUUUCACACCAUCUCUCAUGCUCUCUCUCCUAUCCACCACAACCAGCUGACAAUCGAACUCGGUCUCAAGAAAAAUUCUACGAAGUGCAAUGGCAUUGCCGAAGCAGGGUGUGAUUGCUUUGUUUGAUGUUGAUGGGACUCUUACAGCUCCAAGAAAGGAUUCUACACCACAAAUGUUGGAGUUUAUGCGUGAACUAAGAAAGGUUGUGACCGUUGGUGUUGUUGGAGGAUCAGACUUCAGUAAGGUCAAUGAGCAGCUUGGGAAGACAGUUCUUGAUGAUUAUGAUUAUGUAUUCACUGAAAAUGGCCUUGUUGCUCAUAAAGGUGGGAAGCUUAUUGGUACCCAGAACUUGAAGUCCUUUCUUGGGGAAGAGCAACUCAAGGAAUUUAUCAAUUUUACACUUCAUUAUAUUGCCGACUUAGACAUCCCAAUAAAGAGGGGAACAUUUAUAGAGUUCCGAAAUGGGAUGCUCAAUGUAUCACCAAUAGGAAGAAAUUGCAGCCAAGAAGAAAGGGAUGAAUUUGAAAAAUAUGACAAGAUUCAUAAUAUACGCCCAAAAAUGAUCUCUGUACUCCAGGAGAAGUUUGCUCAUCUUAACCUCACAUUUUCAAUAGGAGGACAAAUCAGUUUCGAUGUUUUUCCACAUGGUUGGGAUAAAACAUACUGCUUGAGGUACCUGGAUGAUUUUCCAGAAAUCCAUUUCUUCGGUGACAAAACUUACAAGGGAGGCAAUGACCAUGAAAUUUAUGAAUCCGAACGAACUAUAGGUCAUACAGUAACAAGUCCUGAAGAUACAGUGGAACAGUGUAAAGCUCUAUUCUUAGUGAAAUCCUGAGCAGCAAACAUUUUCUCUUUAUUGGGUUGUGAAAUUUAUGGUUUAUUUUGUAAUUUUGAACGAUAAUAAUUGAGCAGAAAUGUAUGCUGAAAUAUGUAUCCACAGAAUUACAAUUUCUAAAGAGACAGUAAUAUGGUGGUUGAAUAGUGGUUGUAAUAUUUUUUGAUCUAGAAUUCCUAAAUGUUGUAUUUUAUUAUUAUAUCCUUAUGGGAGCAUAAAAAAGCCUUAACGUCUUUUUAUUUUUA
Messenger RNA from Ziziphus jujuba (common jujube), 1323 nucleotides. RefSeq names its product phosphomannomutase. The transcript is spliced from 12 exons. Gene Ontology annotation, biological process: GDP-mannose biosynthetic process; mannose metabolic process; protein N-linked glycosylation. Gene Ontology annotation, cellular component: cytosol. Bases 332 to 1078 code for a protein of 248 amino acids. Lineage: Eukaryota; Viridiplantae; Streptophyta; Magnoliopsida; Rosales; Rhamnaceae. Gene Ontology annotation, molecular function: phosphomannomutase activity. The record is from RefSeq and is a predicted model, not a curated record.